Molecule: messenger RNA, 298 nt
Organism: Caenorhabditis auriculariae
Lineage: Eukaryota; Metazoa; Nematoda; Chromadorea; Rhabditida; Rhabditidae
Source: the annotation of a GenBank genome assembly
AUGAACGCCCAGCUCCGUAUGAUAACUAUUUUCUUACUUUCUGCGAUAAUCUUGGUCUUCGCCGCCCCUUAUUCAGGUAAUCGGGAUGACUUUUUCAGAAGAAGACUAUAAUUUUUAGAAGAAUACGACGAAAAUCUGCUGAAAGACUCUCAGCCACAUUUAUUGCUCAACUUGUUGAAACGGCCAGGUACUUGGGAUUAUUACAAAAUAUAGAUGGAUUAAACUUUCAGCGCGGUUUCACCCAAUGGAAAACCACGACCAGCUCAUCAAGGCCAUUUUGAAGUCACGGCGAUAUUAA